Molecule: messenger RNA, 258 nt
Organism: Saprolegnia parasitica CBS 223.65
Lineage: Eukaryota; Oomycota; Saprolegniomycetes; Saprolegniales; Saprolegniaceae
Exons: 2
Coding region: 1-258 (85 amino acids)
Biological process (GO): protein phosphorylation
Molecular function (GO): protein kinase activity; ATP binding
Source: RefSeq, a predicted model, not a curated record
AUGAAGAUCUAUGCGCUUGGAUUUCAGUCGCCGUAUAUCCAGGCCAAAGACAUUGCCCACCGCGACGUCAAGAGCUACAGCAUUUUUCUCAGCUCCACGCACGGCGUCAAGCUCGGCGACUUUGGCACGGCGCGGUCGGUCUCUGGGCUCAUGACGGGCGAUGCCGGCUCGAAGCUCUGGAUGGCGCCCGAGGUCAUGCGCCGCGAAAGCGAGGCGAACUGCAUGUACGGCAAGCCCGUCGAUAUUUUUUCGUUUUAG